Messenger RNA from Poecilia latipinna (sailfin molly), 1782 nucleotides. RefSeq names its product serine protease HTRA1B-like. The transcript is spliced from 5 exons. Bases 558 to 1385 code for a protein of 275 amino acids. The record is from RefSeq and is a predicted model, not a curated record. Gene Ontology annotation, molecular function: protein binding; serine-type endopeptidase activity. Lineage: Eukaryota; Metazoa; Chordata; Actinopteri; Cyprinodontiformes; Poeciliidae. Gene Ontology annotation, cellular component: extracellular region. Gene Ontology annotation, biological process: proteolysis; positive regulation of apoptotic process; programmed cell death.
UCAAAAACACAAAAACACCUGACAUAAAGCAUCAUAAUUCAUGCAUGAAAGGGAUAAAUACGGCAUCCACACAGUAACACACCGUGGUGUCAGCAUCAUGCUGUGGGGAUCCUGUUGCCCAGCAGAGACUUGGAAGUGUGAAAAAAAGCAGAGGUGUUAAAAACUCAGUGAUACACUGCAAACGCUUUGCGACUUUAAUUGCGAUUUCCCUACAAAGUAUUGACUCGCGGAGGUUCAAUCCAAAUGCACUCCACACUUUUCAGAUGAGAGAUGAAGUUGCAAUUUAAAGUAGUUCCAGUUUAUAAAACUUGAGUUCAGUCUGCUUGACGUUUAUUCUCCGCUAACAUGCACCCUCUUCGCCCACCCCCCUCCCCAUCCCCACCCAUCCAUCCUUAAGAAUGACGUCACGUUAUCUCCACCAAUCACCUGCAGGUUUUAUCCCGCAGCUUGUAUAAACCGGAGCAGCCGGUGAAAGUUUCCCACUGCGUCUCACUUAUUAGGCACUGUCUGUAUCUUUCUUCUCCAAGUCUCUGGGUUCCAGUUCGGACAGUCCCAUCAUGCAGCUUCUCUUUCUUUCGUGCGUAACGGCGCUGCUCGCCUCCUCCUGCCUGCUGUCCGAGGCGCGCGUCGCCAAGCGCUUCGCCAUCGACUGUCCGGAGAGAUGCGACAAGUCCCAGUGCCCGCAGAUCCCCGCGGACUGCCUGGCCGGAGACGUGCUGGACAGCUGCAACUGCUGCCCAGUGUGCGCGUCCGGCGAGGGCGAGCAGUGCGGCGGCCCCGGCGACCAGGACUGCGCAGAGGGCAUGGAGUGCAGGGUGACCGACGGCGUGGAGGUGUCCGCCACCGUGAGGCGGAGGGGCAGGUCCGGCGUGUGCGUGUGCAGCAGCGCCGAGCCGGUGUGCGGCAGCGACGGCGUGUCCUACCGGAACAUCUGCGAGCUGAAGCGCGUCAGCAACCGGGCCAUGAAGCUGCAGCAGCCGCCGGUCAUCUUCAUCCAGAGAGGAGCCUGCGGGAAGGCCCAGCUGAACCUCGACAGUCUGCGGCACAAAUACAACUUCAUCGCCGACGUGGUGGAGAAAAUCGCUCCCGCUGUCGUUCAUAUUGAACUCUUCCGCAAGAUGAUAUUUUCUAAGAGGGAGGUCGCCGUCGCCAGCGGCUCUGGUUUCGUCGUUUCUGAAGACGGGCUGAUCGUCACCAACGCCCACGUGGUUGCCAAUAAGCACAGAGUAAAGGUGGAGCUGAAGAGCGGCGCCACCUACGACGCCAAGAUCAAAGAUAUCGACGAGAAGGCCGACAUCGCCCUCAUCAAGAUCGACGUACCGACGAAGCAACCAGCGACUUCUCUCUACUCGUGCUUUGCAGUAGAAGUACACAUUGUUAUUUAACUUUAAACACUAUAUAUUCUUCAAUUAACACAUAUGUUGCUGUGGUCGCUAUGAAGGGAGCGUGCUUCUGGGUUAGAGUCGCACCACUUCUCUCUAACUGGGGAGCCGAUUUUAAAUGCUGCAGAGCUUUAAACUAUAACUAUUCGUGUACUUUAUAUAUACAUCAUAUACAUCAGCAUUUUAUCUGUCAUUGCAACAUGAUAUAUGGUUGCCUGGAACACAAAGAAUACACACAAUUAUUCCUGUCCCGUUCUUUACUUCAAAACUCCAACUGCAUAAUGUUUUUUUUCCAACUUGUGAUAUCUCUUCCAAAAACCACCGGAGAGAUUUGAAAAUUGACAUAAGCAGCCAAAAAGACCUUCACGUCGCUGAAACCUUGAAUUAUUUUUCGUCUCAU